Messenger RNA from Arthroderma uncinatum, 3645 nucleotides. Its product is annotated as pfs. Lineage: Eukaryota; Fungi; Ascomycota; Eurotiomycetes; Onygenales; Arthrodermataceae. Gene Ontology annotation, molecular function: protein binding. The transcript has 2 exons. The coding region runs from base 1 to 3645 and encodes 1214 amino acids. The record is from RefSeq and is a predicted model, not a curated record.
AUGAACGACUGGUGGACCGAUUUUUCCAACAAUCUAGCUACCGAUCUAUCUCCCCUCAUUGCGCUAUUUGGAGAAGCGCCUACGAAACAAUACCUGAGCGAAUGUUUGAACGUAACGGAUAUCAUCAUCUUUGCGAUGGCACCUUUGGGUAUCAUUACUACAGUGGUAUCAGCGAUCCGUGUUUGCGGAACUCCAUCCCUUCGCGCGUUCAUCGGCCGCGCCCAAGAGGGAGCAGGCAACGCCGAAGCCGAACUUUGUUCAUCCACUAGCAGAGAAGUCUGUGAGCUAUACAACAACGGAGGCAUUGCCCGUGUAUUCGGGCGCCCGAAACUUCUAGAAAUUGUCCAUGACCCGAAUGCUACGAUUGACGAUUUUUAUCACAAAGGUCCGGCGGCUUCAGCAAGUGCUGGAAUUUAUUUGUUUAAGGACUACCUGAAAAAAGACAAGCAAGAGUGGAAAGAGAUCAACAAACGUGCCAGUGAUGAAGAAAAAGUGCCUCUGCAACCUGAUGCUGAUCAAGAGGAACGGGACUUUGCACAAAAUCCAAACCUAUCUUUGAAUGUCGGGAUAAAACAGGCCACAGUACAUUGGUUUACCGCAGCGGCUAUAUUUGGGAUAAUCCUACAGUCUAGCGUGCUCGUCUGGGCUAUCCUCUCUAGGUAUACCGUUAAGAAUGUGAGAAAGGAUUUGCAAGACUUAUAUGCCGUCCCACUAGCUGUCAUAGGGACCUUUUUUUUGUGUGUCGGGGUGGCGCUUUGCGCUUCCUUAAUCGAAGGUAGCACUAAGGAGCGAGUGUUUGAAAGAAAAAUAAAGGAAUCUAUAUCCCAAAAAGAUAUUGCAUCCCAAGGAGAGGCUGUAUCCCAAGUAUACUGGGUCCAGCCGGGCACUCAAUUUGUUGGUGAUCAAGCGUUCGACUCCUUUGCAUACACGCAUCCAAAAAACCAAUUCACUCGGUAUAUCACAUCGUGGAAGACGAAGAAGAGUGAGCACGACGGAAUCUGGGUAUGGGCCGGUAUUAGCUGUACGGCAAUUGGUUUCUUGUUGCAAUUUCUGGGCCUAAGAGCCUGCCAUUCGUCCGUGGCGGUUGUCCAACUAGGUGUCACUAUCGUGAUGAGCGUGGUGCGGUCGAUGCUCCGUGCAAACCGAAUUAAGGAAGAGGAGGUUUUCCUAGCGCAUCAACCAGAUUUAUAUCAAGGGCAUGAAUUGGACUGGCUUGCACUAAAUAUUGGAACUGACAUCAGGCCUACACCAUCCGGACAUGCUCCUGGUCCAAAAUGGGAACUUUCGUCAGCACGACGGCCCGACUCAGUAGAUAUCUCUGAAAAGGGGUGGAAAUUACUCGACAAGAAGGACUCCUCGCAAACUCAGCCUUUUCCAAACAAAUACACCGAGUUUCGAAAAAUGUCCGUGUCCCAUACGGGCAAGUGCCUAUUAACUGGAUUUAGGCUAGACAGCGGCUACACCAAAGAGCGACAAGAUGACCAGUGCCCAGAAGAUUGGUGGGAUUUUCGAUUAGCAUCAGGCUGGCGAGCCGAUAUUCAGUUCGCCCCAGAAAAAUGGCGUGCCGAAAUGCAGUUAAAACCAAAAGGCGACAAGCUAACCGGAGUACAAGAUGACUUUGCAAAAGCUUUUCUGUACAGGACCCGGCUUGCCCGUCUGACUGAUAGCUGGAGUGAAGCUCUUGUCAGCGUGCGAGGUACUGCACGAGUAUUAGCACAUGCUAUUGAGGCCACAAUGCACGUCUUCCUUACUACGAAUGUCCGUUUUGAGAAGGGAUGGAACGCGGCUUUUACACUAUUCUGGGCAGUUCAAUGUUCACUGGAUAAAGAGGAAACCACCAAGGGAAACGUAUACCUCUCUCUCACACGCGAAAUUGAUAUAAACGGACGCUCUGGAGGAACAUGGCAUGCUGAAGAAUCCGAACUAGAAGCGGUCCUUGGGCUAUGGCUAUGGUCUCUUAGAAGUAUCAACACAAAAGUGCACACGCCGCUCAAGCGCAUUCUCUCAGUGAAAUCUGAUUCUGCAACCGGAAGGGAUCUCACCAUGGACUUUGAUCUAUGGCGUGAAGGUGGAGGCUCCAGCAUUGAGAUAACGGAAGCUCAAAAGAACCCGCAGGGACUUCCAUUAUUUGGUAGGCAUAAUAUCCCUGCCAAUAGUCCUGCAGGUAUUACGGUGUUGGGACUCCCAGCUGCCACAAAAUCUUUGCCAAUGAUGUGUGCCCAGGAGAUCUAUUCGUUAUUCUUCACAUCAAUAGUACAUGCCAUCAAGGAUAUUGGUGGGGAAACAGAGGUUCAAAAGAAUAGAGACUUCAGCCUCACCAAUACUAACAUCUCCAAAAUCCAAGAGGCUUUCACGGAAAGUGGCUUAGGCUCGUCAGAAGAUGCCUUUUCAUGUAUCUUUCCAGCCCUCGCAAUCCAAGAAAAGCUCCCCUCGGUGCUGAAGACCCUAUCCAAUGCUCGAGAAAUAGCAGAUAUGCAUACUGACGAAAAGAGAUGGGAGGAAGCUGAGCAGCUUUUACUGUGGGCGCUUCCACACAGCUUACAGUCAAGAAUGCCCCUCAAUCCGGGAGAUGAUCAAACUCGCCAGACCGAGCUGAUCAACGAUCAUCGCCUGCUGAUAUUAUCCUUGUGCGAAUGCUAUCGCAAAGCUCUGUUAGAUGGACAGAUCGAGUUUUGCCUGAGUGGUAUCAUUAAAAUGCUUGAUGACCCUACUUUCAAAAGCCUAGAAGACAUCCCACUUGUUGCCGCAGAUGGCCCAGAGCUACCAGAGGAACCAGAAGAUGAAGAGCCAGAGGAAGAGGAACCUGAAGCCGCAGAGAUAGAGGAAUCUCGAAACGUAAUUAGAUAUUCAGAUGGUGAAAAUGAAUAUUCACAGGGAGAGCAGCGUACAAAGUAUAUAGGCAAAGUCUAUUCAUAUACCCUUGCUGAAACGGUCAGGUCCUAUGGCAUAGCCGCCCUUCAAGUCGCACAAUCCGAGGCUAAAGCAGAGAUAAUCAACAAGCUAAGGACAAAACUAUUAGCGGGAAUAAACGAUAAAGGGACUCCAUGCCAAUUUCUCGGCUACAAAAAUACCAACCAAUGCAUAAAAGAAGCGGAUGAUGAAAAUGAAACCACCCUCUUUCGGGCCGUCUGUAACGACACACUAGACUCUGUGUUGUUUUCUCUAAAUCCAGAAUCCAUUACCAAUGACAACGAAAAUGGUGGAAAGGCUAUUUUCUUAGCCGCACAAAAAGGCUGGUAUGUGGUUGUGAAAGCCUUAAUAGAUAAUGGAGCGGCCUUGGAGCGGAAGGACGCAGAAAGCCGCACCGCACUAUCACAUGCCGCACAGAGUGGGGAUAUCAACACAUUCAAAUAUCUCCUAGGAAAGGGAGCAUUUCCAAAUUAUAGGGAUCAUCGACCGUGGACACCCCUAUUUUACGCUGCAUACUUUGGACGUCUAUCCAUUAUAAAGGAACUUCUAGCCGAUGGAAGGGUUGAGCCAGGUUUAAAAGAUAGAGAAAGGGAUACCCCACUAUCUUGGGCGGCGUUCGAGGGACAAACUAAAGCGGUUGAGCUACUACUUGCGAAAGAAGGGGGCGGGUUUGAAUUUGAAAGACAAUCACGGCGCAACACCACUCUCCUUAGCGGCAGCAAUGGGGUGUUGUAG